Molecule: messenger RNA, 3088 nt
Organism: Medioppia subpectinata
Lineage: Eukaryota; Metazoa; Arthropoda; Arachnida; Sarcoptiformes; Oppiidae
Source: the annotation of a GenBank genome assembly
AAAACAUUUGUGAGAAAAAAAUAGUUUACGAGAAAUAUGUGUUGAAAAGCAAUAGUUUUGGUCACAAAAGCGAGGAUCAGAUCAAAGACAUGAGACGAUAGGCAUCGCGUGUGCGACGACACCACACGAGGACAUCGGAUUCAAACGAUAGCAUCCAAUCGGUGGCCAAAACGAUGAGAUAAUGGACGCCAAGAAUCACUACCACAACAACAACAACAAUAUGUCCGCAAACAGUGGCCACAUGUGUGCGGCCGCCGCCCCAUCGCCGCCACCGAUGACGGCCACCAAAUGCCAGUCAUUCGGGUCGACGACCACACCGUCGAUGGCGGCGGCCGUCGGACGCGUCCAAUACAUCUAUGAGUUGCCCUACAAUUGUCGCAAACAGUUGUGCGAUCUCUUGGACGCGGACCAGUCGUGGCGCCAAUUGGGCGGUCAGUACAUGAAUCUGAACGACACGUCGCUGACGCUGAUAUCGCACGCACUGAUCCGCAACUCUUCGCCCACUAAUGAGUUGCUCACCAAAUGGGAGACGAGUGCCGCCAAAGUGAGCCAAUUGUUUGUCUUUUUGGCACAAAUGGGACACAAGAGAGCGAUGUUUAUACUGCGGCCGUAUGUCGAGCAACGGCUUCGCCAGUUGUGUCCAGACGUGGAUUGCGAUGAAGACAAUUACGAUCUGUCGGCCAUUCAAGCGGUGGCCGCGGCUAUGAAUCCCUCAAAUCAGAUGCAAAACAAUCUCUUUCUCGAUAAUAAUGGCAAACAUUUUGAACAAAACAGCACUAAAUAUGAUUCAACACAAUUGAUGACUGAAAAGAAGAUACUUAACAAAAAUCUCAACGAUUUGGACACUAAUCUCAAUCACAAUAAUCUCAAUAAUAGUAAUCCAAUGAACGAAUUGAAUGGCGAAAAGCAAACGCAUUGCGAUAAAAGUGAUAAUAAGGGCGACAAGUGUUCGGCCGAUACUAAUUGUGACGAAAUGGAAGUGCCGUACAAAGAGCUGCUCAUCGCCACCGACGACUUCGCUAAGGAUAGGGUUUUAGGCAACGGAGGCUUUGGCACCGUAUAUAAGGGCGAGUGGAAGGGCACUAAUGUGGCCAUUAAGCGACUCAAAGGCUUCAACGACAAGUCCCAGGCGUUGACUGAACUCCGAGUGCUCAACAGAUACCGAAUCGACAAUAUUUUGCCCAUUUAUGGCGUCAGUCUCGAUGGCGUCGAGCCGUGUCUUGUGUACCAAUAUAUGCCAAACGGAUCGCUAGAGGAUCGGCUUCUAUGCAAAGCCGGCACAAAACCUCUUUCGUGGUCCCAACGAAUCAAUAUCGGCGAAGGCAUCGCCCGAGCGCUCAAUUACUUGCACACACUUAAGGGCAAUGCCUUCGUUCACGGAGACGUCAAGAGUGCGAACGUACUCUUGGAUCCGCUCUUCGAGCCAAAGUUGGGCGACUUUGGUCUCGCCAGACAAGUCAACUCCGGCAGUGGUCUCUAUACGCACUGUACGGUCAGCGCAGUCCACGGCACGAGUGUUUACCUCCCGUUUGAGUAUCUGAGGCAACGAAUCCUGAGCCCAGCCGUUGAUGUCUACAGUUAUGGCAUUGUUUUGCUUGAGAUGGCGACCGGAAAACGCGCUUUCGAUGGCAAGAGACUACUCAUUGACUUCAUUGAGGAUGAGAUCAAAGCGACAGAAAAAGACGGCAAUAAAGACCACACAAAACUGUUGGACAAACGUAUAGCUGAUGGCAAUGAAUCAGUCAAUUGGUUCGAGUGUUUGUUAGAUUUGGGUCGAAAGUGCGCCCAUAGGUCUAAGAAUAGACGGCCCCCAAUGAUCCAGGUUUUGGAAUACUAUAAUCAAUACAAGACAAGCGAACGGAUCCGUCGAUUGAGCGCCGAAGCGAGCAAUCAUAAGAAGAAUACCAUAAGUAUCUCAAAGUCAAACAUUAAGACCCCAUUAGAACUGCAGCUCUGGUACGAUAUGAGCAAUCAUAAGAAGAAUACCAUAAGUAUCUCAAAGUCAAACAUUAAGACCCCAUUAGAACUGCAGCUCUGGUACGAUAUGGUGCGCAAGACUGGCGGCCCUCAAAGCGAGACCUGUUGCCCAACUCUGGGCACUGAACCCAAUAUGGAUGACUUCGACAGCUCUAUAGCACUGGACACUGACGACCAAAAUGAGACCGAAAGCGAUGUUUUCAAUUGCGAACAAAACACUGAACCCAUUGAACAGAUGGCAGAGACAGUUGGCGAUGGCGGCGGAACCGAUGUGUCCAUCGGUGUGUUGCCAUUGAUUACCGAAUUAGGGAUCAGUAGUGAUGCCAGCGCUGGCACUGAAGCUCAAGAAUCAGAUUAGGAUAAGCAUUGCGAAGACCAGUGCGCCGAUGGUUUCAAAUGCCUGACCAACGAAUGGCUGGUCUGUAAAUGGAGACAAUUGUCUGAUCGGUCAAUAGUUUGUUGUCUUAAUCGGCGGACAAACGAUAAGAGUGUGAAAAAUUCAAUGCAAACGAGCGGUCAUUACCAGCAAAUGAAUUGUGCGAACAGUCGUCGUCUAUCCAAACGAAGUUUUCUACAAUUGUUCAACAAUUUAUUCGCCCCUAACGUUAGGCCGAAGCCAGUGGUCGCAGACACCCGAACCCACUAUCCGUGGAUGGUUUCGGUGCAGGAGUUUGAGGGCCACAUAUGUGGCGGCGCUAUCAUCACUGACCACAUUGUUGUGACCGCCGCCCACUUAAACAUUAUAUGUAUUCCCGCGUCGGAUAUCACUGUUGACCAAUUGGUCGGCCGCUGGAGCACAGUAUUGGGCUUCGGGAAUGUUGAUUACGGCGGCGACUUAUCUCAAGCGCUCAAACAAAUAAAGGUUCAAAUUAUUGAUACCAAAGACUGCGCCAACAGGUAUGCCAUCGGAGACAAACAUAAUAUACCGAUAGGUAUACAGGAGUGCAUGAUAUGCGGCAAUCCUGGCGGCAGUUCCGAUGCCUGUCAGGGAGAUUCAGGCAUCGUAUCGUUUGGCCGCAAAUGCGGAACCGUUAAAAUUCCCGGCGUUUACACGAAUGUUAUAUAUUAUCGUAAAUGGAUUUUCGGACAAAUAGCUAGAAUUGGCACUUAA